Molecule: messenger RNA, 1937 nt
Organism: Capsicum annuum
Lineage: Eukaryota; Viridiplantae; Streptophyta; Magnoliopsida; Solanales; Solanaceae
Product: F-box protein At2g32560
Exons: 5
Coding region: 385-1563 (392 amino acids)
Molecular function (GO): protein binding
Source: RefSeq, a predicted model, not a curated record
GAAAGAAAAGGAAAAUAUAGCCUUCUUAUUAUUAUGACCAAAUUUGGGUCAAAUUUUUGUGGCCAUUUAGCACCAUCCUAGUUCUUUUUCCUGUAAGUGUAAAGGGUGUGUAUAUAGAAAUAGAGUUUUGUUAAGUCUUAUUUUUUUUCUUUGGUGAGGCCCACUGUUUGUUUUGGUGGGCUUUCAUCAAGCCAAUAGAAGUAGAAAACCUGUUAGUUUUAAAUAAUUGUGUUACAGGAGAGAGAGUAAAGAUAAUUGUGUUAUUACAGGAGAAAGAGUAAAGAUAAUGAGUUUCUACUUAUUUACCUUCCCAUAAUUGGCCACCUAACUUUUUAAUCUUCCCCCCACAUGAUUUAUGCUUAAGUUGAAUCAAACUUUUUUCAAAUGCUUUUCUUAUGGAUAACUUGUUUCACCUUCAUUACUUUCCUUUAUAAGUCUCUUUCCCUUAAGCCACUUCCCUUAUGGAGUUCUGAAGUGAGAAUAUUAUCAAUUUGGUUUUGGAAAGAUCUCUUGAUUUUGAACCCUUUCAAGAAAGGAUUUUUACAAUCUUUUAUUCCCUCAGAAAUGAUGACUCUUAGGAGGAAGAGUUUCAGCUCUAGAGUUGAGAAUGUUGAGGGAAAUUCAGAAAUGUCUCUCUUGGAUUUGCCUGAAUUGGCUUUGGAAUGUAUUCUGGAGAGGCUCCCGCCUGAGGGACUUUGUAGUAUGGCUAGUGUUUGUAGCUCUCUUAGGGAGAAAUGCAGAAGUAAAUAUCUUUGGGAAAGGCAUAUGAAAGAGAAAUGGGGCAAAGUUAUUGGCCCUGCCGCUUAUAGAGAGUGGCAGUGGCAUAUUGCUUCAAGAAAUGAUUCAAGUUUCUUUAACCAGGCUAAACAAAGAGGUUUAAUGACUUACCUCUCUCAGUUUUGGCCUAUUUCAUUAGUUAGAUCUAAUUCUAGCACUAGUUUCAAGAAAAAGGUUUCCCCACCUAUUGAUUCAAUCAUGUCUUGGUAUCUUGCUCUUGAAUCUGGCAAGUUUUGGUUCCCUGCCCAAGUCUACAAUCGCGAGAAUGGACAUGUUGGUUUUAUGCUAUCUUGCUAUGAUGCUGAGCUUAGCUAUGAUCUGAAAACCGACUCUUUCCAGGCCAGAUAUCCUCCACAUGGAAGGAGGGCAAUUGCAAUAGAAACAGGUGUAACAUGGGAUAGAUUAAGAGCUCCCCCUCUUGAUACCUCUCCACAUGAUCUUUAUAUCUCUGAUUGCUUGACUGAAUUAUGCCCUGGUGAUCACAUUGAGAUUCAAUGGAGAAGAAACAAAGAAUUCCCUUACGGCUGGUGGUAUGGUGUUGUAGGCCACUUGCAAACAUGUGAUGGAAAUGAGUAUUACUGCCGCUGUCAUGAUAGUGAUACCGUAGUGCUAGAGUUCAAUCAGUAUACUCCUGGAUCGCGUUGGAGGACAACAAACAUUGAUAGGAAAGAUCGUCGUGAGGAAGGAAAUGAGGCUGAUGGAUUUUAUGGAGGAAUCCGAAAACUUCAGAGCAACGAAGAGAUUUCUCUGUGGAGACGCCUGUGGCCAUCCGAUGUCUUGGAGUAAGUUGCAAGCUCCUCACCGUUGUUGGUAAAAAGCUCAUUUGUUUCUUCAGAAUGUGAGACGUUACGCCAAACUUGGAAGUUAGCAUUUUCAGUAUACCACUUCUAUUGUUUUGUGAGCAUUUUCAGUAUACCACUUCUAUUGUUUUGUGAUCAGUUGGGAAGUUAGGAGCUAUUUUCAACAAUGGAGAGAUUGCUUAUUUGCUUCCCCACAGGUCCCAAUUGUUAUGUAAAAAUAAUUACCACGUUUACGGAUGGAUUUGUUUAGUGAAUCUAUUAAAGGUCUAGUUUAGCUGCUUGUACUAAGGAAUUAGAUUGUUAAUCCACCUUUAUGGUUUCUGUUCAGCAAUGAAAUGAUAGAAGCUAAGUUACUGGGAA